This is a messenger RNA of Conger conger (European conger), 1241 nucleotides long. Its product is annotated as arfaptin-2-like. Bases 258 to 1241 code for a protein of 327 amino acids. Gene Ontology annotation, molecular function: protein domain specific binding; phospholipid binding. The transcript has a single exon. Gene Ontology annotation, biological process: intracellular protein transport; regulation of Arp2/3 complex-mediated actin nucleation. NCBI's taxonomy places the organism in Eukaryota, Metazoa, Chordata, Actinopteri, Anguilliformes, Congridae. Gene Ontology annotation, cellular component: trans-Golgi network membrane. The record is from RefSeq and is a predicted model, not a curated record.
GAUGUAGCCAACUGGAUGAUACAAACAAGAAACCCAGAGGUUGAAAGAGGCCAUCGGACAGUCAUGCAAUAAAAACAACGUAGCCAGCUUGAAGUAACCCUUACCUGUCUCUACGUGGAUAUACAUAUUAGGCUGUACGCUAACUGACUAAAAUGCAGCUAGCCAUCUGGGGAUCGUGAACUCUGGAAUAACAGUAGCUAGCUAGCUAGCCAGCUUGCCGGGCAAUUCGGAGGACUGAAUUCGCACAGGGCUCCAGCAUGACGGACAGCAUCAUGAGCAAAGCGGCCACCAUGGAGAUCCCCAUCAACAGCAACGGGGACAUGGGGACCCUGCCCGAGGACGACGGCCUGGAGCAGGCUGCACAGAUUCAGUGGCGCUUAGAUGAGAAGCAGGUGAUGGUGUCGGGGCCCAACCUGAACGAGACCAGCAUCGUGUCGGGGGGCUACGGCGGGGCCACCGAGGGGAUCAUCCCCACCAGCUCCAUUAAAGGUCCCAGCAUGCACCACAGCGGCAGCGGGUCGUCGGCGGGCGCGGAUGACGCCGCUCGGGACGUCGCCGUGGAGAAGUUCGACAUCAUGAAGAAGUGGGGUCUCAACACCUACAAGUGCACGAAGCAGAUGAUCUCUGAGCGGUUUGGGCGGGGCUCGCGGACGGUGGACCUGGAGCUGGAGGCGCAGAUAGACGUCCUGCGGGACACCAAGCGCAAGUACGAGAACGUGCUGCGGCUGGCACGGGCGCUGACCAACCACUUCUACAGCAUGGUGCAGACCCAGCAUGCACUGGGGGACACCUUUGCCGACCUCAGCCAGAAGUCGCCCGAGCUGCGGGAUGAAUUUGGGUACAACGCAGAGACUCAGAAGCUGCUCUGCAGGAAUGGGGAGACCCUCCUGGGGGCCAUCAACUUCUUUGUGUCCAGCAUCAACACGCUGGUCAACAAGACCAUGGAGGACACCCUGAUGACCAUCAAGAUGUACGAGAACGCAAGGCUGGAGUUUGACGCGUACCGCGCGGACCUGGAGGAGCUGAACAUGGGCCCGCGGGACGCCGCCACGCUGGCACGCAUCGACACGGCGCAGCAGCAGUACCAGAUCCACAAGGAGAAGUACGAGAGGCUCCGCAGCGACGUCACCAUCAAGCUCAAGUUCCUGGAGGAGAACAAGGUCCGGCCCCGCGCCCGUGCUCUCCCCGCCAACCAGAACAUCCCCUUUUCUGUGAUCGCUUUUACGGCCUGUAUAGCGUAG